Strongyloides ratti is the source of this 420-nucleotide messenger RNA. RefSeq lists its product as hypothetical. Bases 1 to 420 code for a protein of 139 amino acids. The transcript has 2 exons. NCBI's taxonomy places the organism in Eukaryota, Metazoa, Nematoda, Chromadorea, Rhabditida, Strongyloididae. The record is from RefSeq and is a predicted model, not a curated record.
AUGAAUUGUCUAUUAUUAGCUAAAAGAGAAUCUACUUAUAUUAAUAUAAGGAGAUGUAUACAUAAAUAUCAAGGUACUGGAAUUCAAAGAUAUGAUAAAUUUUUGGAAGCAAAAGAAAUUGCUAAAGCAAACGAAGGAAAAGUAGAGGAUCCACUUGAGUACACUAUACUUGGAAAUAAAAAGAAAUCUAAGAAAGAUAUUUUUUUCUAUUCAGAUCGCAUUUCCGGAAAAGGAUAUUCACAUUAUUCAAGUACUAUUUAUAUGAACCGUCCUUAUGAAUUUUUCUACCAGAUAUAUUUUAUUAAAUUAAAAUUCCUACUUCUUUAUUUGAACAAACACAUGUAUUUUCAAAAAGUCCAUCAAUACAAUAAGCAAAAUUACUGUUCUUCAUCUCUUCAUGACAUAACUUUGUGCAGUUAA